Molecule: messenger RNA, 1085 nt
Organism: Sesamum indicum (sesame)
Lineage: Eukaryota; Viridiplantae; Streptophyta; Magnoliopsida; Lamiales; Pedaliaceae
Source: RefSeq, a predicted model, not a curated record
AGGUGGUGUAAUAGGGCAAUGGUGGGUACAGACAUUAAAGUUUGGGAGGCUUUAGCACAAACGAAAUAUCUGUGUCAACAUCCUUUCAAUUCCAAACAAGUUCCCAUCUCCCAUUAAAUGAUUUGAUGCCUAUAUGAAAUCAAAAUCUCCAUCCCCAUAGGCCCAAACAUCAUCAGAAUCACACAAACUUCUGAAAUCAACAUCAACCUCACACAUCCACACCAAAAAUCCUUUCUGUUUGAAACAUAUCAUCAUCAUCAUCAUUUCUCUCUCUCAUGAAACUUCUCUCUCUCUCUCUCUCAUGAAACCACAUAAAUUUGAAUCCUAAAAUCUGAAAAAAGAAGACACGUACACUUGUCGCUUACCAUACAAAGCAAGAACACUUUCUGUUGACGUGUAAACAAACACUCCCAUUCAUUUCAUUUUCCUUCUUUUCUUCCCACACAAUAAAAUAAAGAACCUUUCUCUCUAUUCCUUCUAAUCUUCUUCCCCUCCUUCACUAUACUCACCAGAAUCAUCUUAGCAUCUCUCCGGAUUCAACUACUGAACCACACUAUAUAUAUUUACUCAUGCAAAAAGGUAAAGAACCGACCAGUACCAUGCCACCUCCCAAAGACUCCGACCCAUUGCUGCAGCUUCCAUCCGAACCCACCAAAGCUGCAGACCAUCAACCCGGAUCCGAGAACCCAUUAUUAGUUCCACCGGAGAAGACAAAGGGAUCAUUGGAGGAGAGUAAGUCCGAGAAGGAGGGAUCAGCUCUGCAGGAACCACAAGAGCUCAUAAACCCCACGCCAUCUGCUCAUACAAGUAGUAGUACUACCACUGCACCAAGCGAGGUGGUGGCAACAGUAGAGGAGAUUAACAGCAGCGGGAGGGAGAGGCUGAAGAGGCACCGGGUGGAGGUGGCGGGUCGGGUCUGGAUACCGGAGAUGUGGGGGCAGGAGGAGUUGCUGAAAGACUGGAUCGAUUGCACGGCGUUUGAUGCCACGCUGAUGAACAGCACAAACAAAUCAUUACCAGAUUUAUUUAGUUGCAUGAAAGUUAGACAGUUGAAUGACAUUUUCUUGGCUGCGCCGCCGUGUUAG